Molecule: messenger RNA, 1152 nt
Organism: Papaver somniferum (opium poppy)
Lineage: Eukaryota; Viridiplantae; Streptophyta; Magnoliopsida; Ranunculales; Papaveraceae
Exons: 2
Coding region: 1-1152 (383 amino acids)
Molecular function (GO): RNA-DNA hybrid ribonuclease activity; nucleic acid binding
Source: RefSeq, a predicted model, not a curated record
AUGAGGGCUAAGUAUAAAAAUAAAAAUGGAGAAUGGAUUAAGUACCAUAAGCAGUCCACAAUUUGGCCUGGUAUUAAAUGGGUGAUUUCUGAAGUUCAAGAAGGAAGCAUAUGGAUUGUUGGUGAUGGGAAAGACAUAUCUGUAUGGAGUGAUAAAUGGAUUAAAGAUUAUUCUAUAAUUGAGAGGCACUCUAAAGAUGAGUAUAUCAUGCAGAAUAAAUUAAUGAAGGUAAAAGAUCUAAUCUAUAAUGGAGAAUGGUGUAUCCCUGAAGUUAUGAUGCAAUAUUUUGAUGCUAGUGAACUGCCAGUAUUGGUGGGAGGAAAGGAUAGAAGAAUUUGGUCAAAGGACAAAGUUGGCAAAUUUACAGUGUCAAAUGCAACUCAAAUGAUCAGGAAGAAGUUCCCAGCUAAAGUUUGGACUCAACAGGUGUGGCAACCUUGCAUACAUCCUUACACAUCUAAAAAUAUAUGGAAGAUACUAAGAGGUGCAUGUGCAACAGAAGAAUCAAGUUUUGAUGAAGUUUUAAAUCUUGCAAAAGGCAAAAACCCAACUGUUAAAGGGGUAUGGUUCAUCUGUGCUUUUAAUAUUAUGGUUGAAUUAUGGUUUGCAAGGAAUGUUGUGAUAUAUGAAGCUGAAAUCCCAUCUGUGGAUAAAUUGAAAAGGAGAAUUCACAUAUGUGUAAAGGAAGGCAGCUUUAGAAUGAGGGGCAAAAUGUGGGGGAAUAUGCUGGAUCUACAUAUAAUGUUACAUUUUGGCAUCUCAGGGGUAAAAGUAAAAUCUGUAAGAGUGAAACAAUGUUUCUUUACAUUUCCCUCUCAAAAUCAAACAUUGAUUUGUUGUGAUGGAGCCUAUAAAAGUAAUCCAGGAAAGGCAGGAAUUGGUUUUAUUGCUAGAAAUCACUAUGGAGAACAUUUGGGGUCAGCUUCUGGUGGACUGGGGAUUGCCACAAAUUACUUGGCAGAGGUGAUGGCUCUAAUUAUAGCAGGUGAGUGGGAAAUAUCAAGAGGAUUAUUGAAUGUGUGCUUCAGUUUGGAUUCUAAAGUUGUGAUAAUGGCUUUCUUAAAUGAUAAAAUGCCAUGGAUGGUACAGAGCAUAUGGGUUAGAAUCACCAAAGCAAUUCCAGUUAUCACUUUCAGACACUCAUAUAGAUAG